CCAUUUGUCCACUUGAUUAGAUUUUGAAAAGAAGAGCUAACCAUAAUGUUGUAUUCAUCUAAAUGUUUUUCUCUAUACGCACAUCUAUCCAGACCCUUCUGGCAACUACCUACUUCCAACUCAUUGAGAGUCACAAUGAAGAAGCAUUGUGCUUUUUUGCUUUUGUCAAUGCCAACAACCCAAAAAAAAAUCCUUGAGAUCAUUUCUUCCCUUGCACAUCAUAUCUACUAGCACAACCUGUCUGCUAAGAAAACCUCACUCAUCAAACACCACGAAAAGCAACCAAAAAUGAAGGUAAGUCUUAACCUUGACAGUUUAGAAUGGAACAUUUCUUUAAUCCUUCAACUUUAUCACUUCCUUUCCUUCUUGCAGUUAUUUCAGUGGGUGCACCGAAAGUUUCGGCAGAAUAGUAUCGAACCUUUCAAGGAUUUCACAUUUGGUAUUUCCACUUCUCUGUCUCUCCGAUGUGCUAAUCUUCUGGUUCUCACCAAUAUCUUUAUUUCUUUUGCAACUCUAAUUUCAGGAAACCCUUGUUGCCUUACAGUGCAGCCAACACUUGAUGAGCUACACCACUAUACAAAUCCAGGCUUCAAAUUCACAAGCCAAUCCAGAUCCUUAAAGCCAAACCGACAGGAAAGUCAGACAUCUCAUUCUGAAUUUGAAGACAACAGAGAUGAAGAGAAGUCCCAAGAAGAAGCAUCUACUGUCAUCCCUGAGCUGUUCCAAGGCUUUCUCACAAUAGGAACUCUUGGUGCAGAAACAGUCACCAAUGAGCCAGCAACACCGACAUUUACCAUACCUCGAGAAAACACGUUUGAGAGAAAUGCUGAGGUGACAGAGAGUGACCUGAAACUCAUUAAUUAUGAGCUAGGGAGGUUUCUUGAGGCUGAAAAAGAGGAGUUCUAUGAAUCAUCGGGAAGAAACAGCCAUGUCAGCGCUAUUACACUUGGUGGAAAGCAAAUUGAUGCAGCUGAAGAUGAAGAUUACGGAAACACAUCUGUAUGUCCACUCCAAGGAUAUUUACUUAGAUCAUCAAUUGAACUUCCAGAGACAGUAACAGAAGUAAAAAAAGAGAGGGCAUCACUUGCGGAGCUAUUUCAUAGAACCAAGAUAACAAAUCAGGGCAUUAUAGAGACAGGAGAAACCGGAGAAACACAACUCAAGCAAACACAUCGGUCUUCCAAGCAUAUUAUGAGCAAACUGUUGAAAAAAGUCAACACUUCUUCAAAAAGCUGGAAUACUUCUGAGAAUGAUGCGAAAUCUGCUUCAACCAACAAGAAACUCUCAAAGGUUUUACGUAUUUUCCACAGAAAAGUACAUUCUGAGAGUUCCAUGAAUGCAAAAACUACAGGGUCUCAAAAAGGUAAAAUCAAGAAUGUCCUAAAUGAUUGCUUUCACGGAUAUGAUACUGGCGACCCCAUUCACCCAGGCAAAGGCAGAAAUUUUCCAUCUGAGUGCAAAUCAGAAAAGUGGUCCCAACACGGUAAGAAAAGGAUCCCACCAAAACGUGGGCUGACUAACGGCGGCUCAAGUAGAAAGAGGGAGUGCUGGAUCAAGACAGAUGACGAGUGUAAGUGUUUCUGGCAUGCACCUCACUUACUCAAACACUCAAUAAUAGUCUUCCUUUUCCUCUUUAUUUCAGCAUUAUUGUGAGUAGUCCCGAAAUCACCACCUUGACUACAUAGAACGUCAAAAUCUUAAAGGAAUGCCGCGCUGAUACAAAUUCUUUUACUUAAUAGUUAUCUCAGACAACCGUGUUUUGAAAUCAUUUCUGUUUUCCAUCAUGUUUACCCUAACCUCCCAAAGCAUUGUCAAGAAAACCAAACACCUUAUCGAUUUCGAGGAAAAUAAUUUCCCCUCUAUAUAAUAGUCAACAUGACACGCUAAACUCUGAAUGUAAUUUGAGAUCUAUGAUCCUCCAUAUCUCAAACCAAAUCCUCAACGAAUUUUCCACAAUCCUUAUAUGAACUAAUACAUUCUGGAGCAUGAUAAUAUCUGUAGGAUUGCCAGAUAAGAAGAUGACAUCUUUGUAUUUUGGCCCAUUUGUAAUUGUUGGUAUUGCAGACUUGGUGCUGGAGUUGUAGAAACUGAAGCUUCAAGAAAAUAAUCACGCAUCUAUACUGAAUAAGAGAGAAUCUUCAAGCUAGUAUCUCAUAAUAUGGUAGUGUUAUGCAUCUAAGUUUGAGUGGGAAAGUGCUUUUGCGUAUUGUGCUCGAUAUGAUAUAUUCUGUGUAAUAUCCUUUGCUGUAUGGAAACAAAGGCUUGAGUUUCAUUAAAGCUUUGUAAUAAGUAAACUAGAUUUGGCUACUUUUGCAAGUUUGCCAUGGACUACUAAAAAUCAUUCUUGCAUUUAUAAAUCCUGACACACACACACCCGCCAGUUAUUUCCUCAAUCUACUUGACAAAGACUUUAACAUCAUAAAUCUGCAAUGGUAACCCCAUUAUCACUCUUUUUAACUGUCACGGAAUUGCAAAUCAAAAUGAAAGAGUGGUGGAUUAUAAUAAUGCUUUGCAUGAUAAUAUUGUUAUGAUAAAGAAGGUGAUCAAUAAGCAUGUCUGAUUUUGCUACCACCACCUUCAUCAAGCUAGACGUUCUCACUUUAAGCAGUAAGUCGCCCGAGCUCAAAAUUAAAAAUAACCGACUUCACAUAAGAUCAUUAAUUGACUUCACUGCUCAGAAGUGUAAUGUCAUACCCAAGAAGUGGGAGCAAACUCUCCCCCUUGUAGAGGGGACUAGUUAAUAUAAGCCAGCGAAAAAGAUUGUCUGUCACUCCAAUAAAUAGUUUUAAAGUCGAUGCUAAAAAUUUAUUACCUUCAGCUUUCUUUAAGAGAUUCCAGCAGGAGCAUAAAGCAUAGAAGGUGAAGCGGAAGACAUGCACAACCAUAGGAUGCUGAAUAAGCAAUAUGAAUAUUUUCAGAUUUUUCAAAGAUUAGCAACUCGUCCUUAACAUUCCACCACCCCAACCCCACCAUCGUUCUAUUAGCCUACUCCAAUUUUUCUGUAAGAGCUAGUUAGAAAUAUGUUGUCAUUGUAUGAUGUGUAAGCUAUGUUUAAAAUAAUUGAUUAAAGGAAUGUUAGGACGAAAGGCAAACAAUAAUUUUAAAAAAAAAUUUACAACAUAUGUGAGAAAAGUU
Neltuma alba is the source of this 3135-nucleotide messenger RNA. RefSeq names its product protein LAZY 1-like. The record is from RefSeq and is a predicted model, not a curated record. Gene Ontology annotation, biological process: regulation of auxin polar transport; gravitropism. The transcript is spliced from 3 exons. Lineage: Eukaryota; Viridiplantae; Streptophyta; Magnoliopsida; Fabales; Fabaceae. The coding region runs from base 289 to 1653 and encodes 454 amino acids.